This is a messenger RNA of Prunus persica (peach), 2949 nucleotides long. RefSeq lists its product as uncharacterized. The coding region runs from base 1 to 2949 and encodes 982 amino acids. The record is from RefSeq and is a predicted model, not a curated record. NCBI's taxonomy places the organism in Eukaryota, Viridiplantae, Streptophyta, Magnoliopsida, Rosales, Rosaceae. The transcript has 5 exons.
AUGGAUCCUGCCUAUACCACUUGGGUUUUCCAUGGUGAAAGUCCAAGUGAUGAUGUUCAAUAUGAAGAUGUGGAAAUGCCCGAGGCAAAUAGGUUGUACCAUGACUUUUAUUUCCAAGAUGAUGAAGUUGAGGGGUACCCUUGUGAAAGUAAAAAGGCAGAAAUUGAAAAUUUUAUUAGAGAAGUUGAAACUCCUUUAUUUCUUGGUUGUACUAAGUAUACAAAGAUGUCAGCAAUUGUAGCUUUAUUGAAGUAUAAAGCAACAAAUAGUCUAACAGAUAGUGCUUUUGAUGAAAUGCUUCAAAUUUUUGGUGAUAUGCUACCAGAAAAUAACACACUUCCUGGUUCAUUAUAUUCAACCAAAAAGAUAUUUAAGGCAUUUGAACUUGGAUAUGAGAAGAUACAUGCAUGCGUGAAUGAUUGUUGUCUAUUUAGACAUGAUCUUGAGAUGGUGGAGGAAUGUCCUAAAUGUGGUUCUUCGAGAUGGAAAGUAAAUCAACGCAAUUCUAAAAUUGAAAAGGGAGUCCCUGCAAAAGUAUUGCGUUACUUUCCAAUAAUACCGCGAUUGAGGAGGAUGUAUGCAAUAACUGAGACAGCUGAACAUUUAAGGUGGCACUCAACACAUAAAAGUCAAGAUGGUAAGAUGAGACAUCCCGUUGAUUCUUUGGCAUGGGAUAGGAUAAACAAGAAGUGGCCUUCUUUUGAAUCAGACCCUCGGAAUAUUAGAUUUGGCCUUUCUACGGAUGGUUUUAACCCUUUUCAAGAUCUUAGCUCUAGAUAUAGUUGCUGGCCAGUUGUUUUGGUUACAUAUAAUUUGCCUCCUUGGUUAUGCAUGUCUAAGGAGAGUUUGAUGUUGACUUUACUAAUCCCAGGUCCAAAACAGCCAGGUAAUGACAUUGACAUUUAUUUGGCACCACUUAUAGAUGAUUUAAAAGAUCUAUGGAAUAAUGGGGUGAAGGUGUAUGAUGCAUUUAGUAAAGAGACGUUCAACCUAAAAGCUGUGUUGAUGUGGACAGUAAAUGACUUUCCAGCUUAUGGAAACCUAUCCGGAUGGUCUACCAAAGGAAGAUUUGCAUGUCCAAUUUGUCGUAAAGACACAUGUGCUGAUUGGUUGACACAUAGUCAUAAAUUCUCAUACAUGGGUCAUAGAAGAUUUCUUGCUCCGAAUCAUCCAUAUCGCAAGAAAAUGAGUUGGUUUAAUGGACAUCAUGAAGAUAGGAGUAGACCAAAGAUUUCUACAGGUGAAGAAAUUUCUCUUGAAGUUAGCAAUUGCAAUGACUACUAUAACACCAUAUUUCUUAUUGAUUUACAGAAUCUACUUCUACGUCAUAAUUUGGAUGUCAUGCACGUAGAGAAGAAUAUUUGUGAGAGUAUUAUUGGAACACUUUUACUUAUGAAGGGAAAAUCUAAGGAUGGCAUCAAAUCUCGUAAAGACUUGGAAAAUAUGGGGAUUAGAAAAGAUUUGCACCCAAAGAAAAGAGGAAAGCGUUUCUAUCUAUCUGCAGCACCUCACACUCUAUCAAAGAAAGAGAAGGAAACUUUUUGUUGGAGGCUUGCCAAUUUAAAAUUACCCGAUGGUUAUGGUUCAAAUAUUGGAAAUUGUAUCUCCUUGGAAGAUAGUAAGAUAUUUGGCCUGAAGUCCCAUGAUUAUCACAUGCUAAUGCAACAAUUGCUAUCAGUGGCAUUGAGGGGCCUUUUACCUAAAGGUCCAAGGACUGCAAUUUUCCGGUUGUGUGCAUUCUUUAAUGAGUUAUGCCAAAGAGUUGUAGAUAGAAACAAACUAGAAAAAUUGGAGGAAGACAUUGUACAUACAUUGUGCAUGUUAGAAAGGUUCUUUCCUCCUUCUUUCUUCGACGUAAUGGUGCAUUUGACAAUCCACCUAGGACGGGAAGCUCGUCUAUGCGGACCGGUUCAAUAUCGUUGGAUGUAUCCAUUUGAGAGGUAUAUGAAAGUGUUGAAAGGAUAUGUUAUGAAUCGUGCACGACCGGAAGGGUGUAUGGCUGAACGCUACCUCGCUGAAGAGUGUGCUUUGCUAUGUAGCAAGUAUAUAAAGCAAGCUGCUGAUAUAGGCUCUAGAAAUGCACGCAAUGAAGAGUUUGAAAAUGGUUUACUGCUGGAAGGGCGUCCAAUAUCUCAAGGAAAAAGAAUAAUUCUUACAAAUGAGAUGUUACAAGUUGCUCAUCGCCAAGUGCUGUUCAAUAUGGCAGAAGUGCAGCCAUAUAUAGAGAUGCAUUUGGAUGAACUUAGGCAUUCAAAUAGACGUCUAUUAAAGAAUGAAACUUUAUUACAGAAAAAGCACGUGGAGUCAUUUGGCACAUGGUUGGAUGCUAAGAUUAGGGCGGAGGAGAUGGUCCACAAUGUGUCAAAUACUUUAAAGUGGCUUGCGCGUGAGCCUAGUCGCUAUGCAGUUUCAUAUUCUGGUUUUGUUAUCAAUGGUCUUCGGUUUCACACUAAAGAAUUUGAGAAAUCUCGACAAGACAGCGGUGUUUCACUUGAAGCAACAACUAUUUGUAUAUCUAGUGCAAGAGACAAUACACCAGUCACAGGGAAAGUAGCUUAUUAUGGGGUUUUGAGARAAGUCAUAGUCUUGUCAUAUCAUGAAUUUUAUAYUGCCUUAKUCAAGUGUGAUUGGGCAWGCAUUGUGAAUGGUAUCAAACUAGAURAUGGAUUUACCUUAGUUAACCUCCACGAAGGACAAAGUCAAUUUGAAAGGGAUCCUUUCAUUUUAGCAUCACAAGCUAAACAAGUUUUUUAUUCUAGGGAGGAUGAGACAUCUAGUUGGUAUGUUGUCAUGAAAGCACCACCCAAAGGAUUUCAAGACUUGGAGAUAUCCGAUGAGAUGGAAAGUGGCACAUCUACCCCAUUUGAUGUAUCAAGACUUGAUUAUGAUGAUAAUGAGGAUGAACAAUAUGUGCGGAUGGACGUUGAUGGAAUGUUUUUUGAUGAGUAG